AUGCCACUGAUUUAAUAAAUGUAAUAAUUCCUCGGGAUUCCGAUGUACAUUUGGACGCAGUGACGGUGAAUGUCAGUGAUAACAUGAACAGAGCCAUACCUCUGGUCUUCCAUUAUUUUAACAUCACUUCGCCUCAAGCCGCGUACAUGAUAACUAUUGAUCCAUUAUCAAAUGCCUCGCGCCUCGUUAUUCUCGUCGCCCAUGAAAUGUUCCCGGUUCCUGGAAAGUUCCUCUUCAGCCGCUUAGUUGAAGAGCUGCCUUUCAUUGAUGAUUCUCGUACACUCUUCAUCGAUUCUGACAUGAACCGCAACAGGACUGGUCGAUUUGUGGCCGCUAUUGGAAAACUUCUCAAUAACGCCCAUCCAUCUAAUUUUACUAGAAAAGAUCUAGAUCCCAAAUUUUCCUCACACUAUAAUUUGAAAAUCACGGUCUUAGGAUGUUACUACUACGAUGAACCGUCACUCGCGUGGUCAACCGUGGGUUUGAAAGUGCUUUCCGCCAAUGCAACGCACACAAUAUGCGGGACUAACCAUCUUUCCCAGUUCGGAUCAGGAUUUUUGCCAAUCGUGCAUGAAAUUGAUUUUGAUUUUAUAAUAGCGAACAUGGGCUUCGUAGAUAAUUCUACUCUCUACGUCACUCUGAUUUUACUUUUUGUCUUGUUUAUCAUAGCUAUGAUUUGGGGUCACUACAAGGACAAAAAAGAUGUUGAAAGGAGAGGUGUUAUCCCCUUGCCAGAUAACAAGCCUGAAGACAAAUACAUUUACGAAGUUACUUUCUUCACCGGUCCUGACUCAGACGCUCCAUGUGAAUCUCAGAUAUACUUCAUGGCGUCAGGCGAUUAUGACGAAACAGAAGUUCGUUUCCUGCCUAAAGCUAACUCGAACCUUUAUCGCCGGUACGACAGGAACACAUUUGUGAUGACAACGGCUAGACCUCUCGGUUCUCUGCACUACUUGCGGGUUUUCAUAGACAAUAAAGGAAGGUUGCCGUACGACAGCUGGCAGCUUGAACGGGUCGUUUUCAGAGACCUCCAAAAGUCUAAGCAGUACACCUUCGAAACGAAUGCCUGGCUUGCCCUCAACCGUAGAGACGGCUUGGCAGACCGGACAUUCUUGUGCGCCAACAACAACGAAGACAUGUCCACCUUUUCUCAAAGGAUGUACAACAUUACAAAUAGGAAUGCCAACCAAGACCAUAUCUGGAUGUCGGUUUUCUUACGCCCCACUGGGUCCCGGUACUGUCGAAAAGAAAGGAUAAUGGUUUGCGUAACGUUUCUAUUUGUUUCUAUGCUUCUGCAUGCAAUGUUCUACGAGAUUGAAGGUGAAUCUCCCAUUGAUGCAUAUGCCUACAUUGGUCCUGUUCCAAUCGCUCUGUCUCAAAUGAUCAAAGGCCUUGCGGUGAUCAUUUUCGUCCUACCCUUCACAACGUUGCUUGGGGCCGUAUUCAAGCGAGCGCGCCCUCGAAAGUAUGUUCGAUGCAGAGCUUUGGACGCCAUCGAGAAACAACGUGAACGCCAAUUACGAAAAAAUGGAUUGACACGGGAAGAUGCUACGGAGAAGUCGAAAGUGAUCGGAAAGCCUGAAGGAAGACGGACACCCAAAACAGAACCUGUGGUAAAAUGUCUCCCUUGGUGGACAAGGCCUUUUGGAUGGAUUGUUUGUGGUGCAGCAAUGACGGGGUCAGUAUUCAUGGUUUGGAGUUAUGGCAUCGCCUGGGGAGAAAUAACCACCGUAAAAUGGUUCUCUUCGUUCUUCACAACCUUCUUGGUGUCGAUUCUGGUAAGCCAAUGGCUGAAGGUUGUGUUGGUCUCAUGCUUGGGCAGCAUUUGCUGUGUUCCUGACCACUCUGUUGAGGACAUCGACUGCGAUGAGGAACUUCCCAUGCUACAAGAAGACGAAGAAUGGGCUUUGAUGAGUCCCUUAGAUCCAUCCACUGUGAGGGACGUGCACAGAGUCGUUGGUGUAACUCACGACGAUGACGCGACGAAGAAGCUGAGUGUUCAGCUCACCAAAGAUCGAGACAUGAAAUUCAUUGUACGUGGAAUUUUCGUUUAUUGUCUGUUCCUUGCCGUGCUGUUUAUCAUCGUCAACGACAAGACGGACAUUAACGCAUUCUUGCUGCAACGACACUUCAGUGGGACCUUCUUCGAUGAUAAAUUCACAAUGGAUAACUUAGUCUUCCCAAACGAGCUGCGAAACACGGACCAUUUUUGGCACUACGCCAAAAAUUUGAUCAUGAAUACCUGUCGAGCACAGCGGUGGUACAACAAUGAUCCACCCUACGGUCUUCGCGGCUUCCUGGAUGACCGAGCUAACCGCAUGGUUGGAUACCCCAUCCUGCGGCAGAUACGCAAUGCCCGCUUUGUGUGCUCGGUGCCGUACCCUAUGAACGAGACUAUUCCAGACUGCACGGGUACUCGAGGCCUGCUUACGGAAGAUGAUCACGAUUACUGUGCAAACUGGGUGCUCGGUAACGCAUCCGAUGUCGCGUGUAAAUUCCCCGAGUUCAAGUAUCAAAACGCGAGCCAACUAAAAACCUUAGCCACCGUUGGCCGUCUGGGAACUUAUAGUGGCGGCGGAUACGUUAUCAGACUUGAUGGCUAUGAAGACGACGUCAACGAGAGGCUGGAUCAGCUUCAAAAAGUGCAUUGGAUUGACAAGCGUACGCGAGCGGUGUUCUUGGAGUUCUCCGUCUACAACGCCAAUGUGAACUUAUUCAUGACGUGUAUGAUUUGCUUUGAGGUGAGUGAAGGAGGCGGUAUCGUCACUAAAUGGAGGUUCGAACCUGUUCGACUUCUCCGACUGGAGAGCAGCGCCAAGGAUAACGUCGCAUUUUUCUGCGAGCUUAUGUUCGUCGUAUCAACAGUCUUCUUCACUUUCAGGCAAUUGUGGGAGAUAAAAAAACAGAGAUGCGGGUACUUUUUCCAGUACUGGAACCUUGCGGAACUUUCUCUAGUGCUACUUUCUUGGCUAGAGAUCGCCUUGUACAUUUACAAGCUCCUACUCACUCUUGCCGUGGCGGAUGAGUUUAAUCGAACAAAAGGCAACGCUUACUUGCGAAUGGACUACCCGGUAUUGGUUGAUCAAUUUUAUACGUGCAUUCUGGGCCUGAUCAUGUUUGUAUCGGUGCUCAAACUCAUCAAACUCAUGCAGUUCAACAAAAGAAUGGACGUGCUGGCGCUUACCAUUUCCCUGUGCUGGGAUGAGCUGUCAUACUUUCUCAUUGCCUUUGUUAUUAUUUUCUUCGCUUUUUCCAGUCUCUUCUAUUUUAUCUUUUUCUUGUACUUGUUAGAGUUCUCUUCAAUUCUCUCGGCUGUUCAGACCAGCUUCUCAAUGAUGCUCGGCAAAUUCGAUUUCAAUGUAAUGCAACAGGCAAACUCGCUGUCACCCCUCCUGUUCUUCAUCUUCUCGGUGCUGAACAGCAUGGUUCUCGUCAACAUUAUGCUCGCUAUUAUCUUGAAAGCUUUUAACGAAAUUAAAGUUGAUCUGAGUAAGAGAGAGAACACUUAUGACGUCCUGGACUACAUGUGGAAGCAUUUCAAGAAGACUGCCGUGCUGCAGCCCAAUGCCGUCAACCAAGUCAAAGUGAACUUGAACAAGAAGGAACGAGAGGGCCUACAGAGCGAGCGAGAUUUCCCAGAUAAGGUGGGGCAGUUACUGCAGCAAAUCAACAGCCUUUACUUCGACGGCAAACUCGACCUCUGCAAGCCUGAGGCGGCGAAGACCGUCUUCAGCGUCGAGGACGACGCCCGCCCCCGCAGGAAGCUGAGGCCCGACGCCCGACGCGAUAAGAAGCCCACGACCAUCUUCUUCAGCGACUAAAACUGCGUGCACUCGAAAGAUAGAAAAUAUAUUUCACCUACGUUUCGAAAUGCUAUCUUUUUAGAACUAAUUUCAUCAGUGAUAUCUAUCACAUCCAUUAAAAUUAAAUAUAACACCACAUAGACAUCGAGCCUCUAUAUUAAAUACAGUGUUGUGUACAGACCAAAGCAACAACAGUCUCUCCAGAUAAAGUGCAAUUCAAAUGAGGCAUUUAAUGAUUAAAUUAAUCAAACUGGUUUGAGUUCUUUGGUAAUUCAUACGUCUCCAUUUUGCAUCUGUGGCAUUUUAUUUCGUUGAACGUAAUAAUGUAAUGAGUAUAUCCUCAGUAUUUAUCCAUCACAAACGAGACUUCUUUAAACUUCAAUUUACUGUAAAGUGGUCUGUGUAGACUAAAGUAGUUAAAAACUCCUGCCACAUCUUGCCUGAACAAUAAUGCAAAUUUUCCCGUAUAUUACUGUUCAAAAUUCGACUCGUCGCACAAGCUGAGGCAAGAUCUUUUGACAAAUGCAGGACCAAUUACAUUGGGAAUUUAAUCAAACAUCUCAUUGAGUAAUUUGACAGUCGAAGUAGUUUGCUUCUGCGUUCCGUGUGAUUUAUAGAUUUGCGUUCUUCAGCACCAACCGGCAGAGCGUCACUGGGUUCUAGGGGCAGGGCCGCCCCCAAA
Molecule: messenger RNA, 4485 nt
Organism: Hyalella azteca
Lineage: Eukaryota; Metazoa; Arthropoda; Malacostraca; Amphipoda; Hyalellidae
Product: polycystic kidney disease protein 1-like 2
Exons: 3
Coding region: 84-3821 (1245 amino acids)
Cellular component (GO): membrane
Molecular function (GO): calcium ion binding; protein binding
Source: RefSeq, a predicted model, not a curated record